AUGGCGAGCCUUACCUCGCUCCUGUUGAUGUCGGACAAGCGGGCAUUUGAGCUAGUGGAGAGCUAUCCCCAGGUGCUGUCUGUCGCGCCGCACGACCUGGCAGAGCGUUUGGUCGCGCUGAAGCAGCUGCUGCCCUGGCACGACGUGGCGGCCAUGAUCGAGCUGCACCCGCGGCUGCUGGGCUGCGAGGCGGGGUUCGUCCAGACGGAGAUGAAGCGGCGGCUGGACUUGCUAGUGGCGGGCAUGCCUGGCGCCAACCUAUCCGCUAUGGUGCAGGAGUACCCCUGGGUGCUGCUGAUUGAUGUGGAGAAGGUGCUGCCGCAGCUGCAGGAGUUGUGGCCAGGGCUGGACGCGGAGGCCUUCGCGGCGUCAGAGCCAGGGGAGCUGGCCCUCGCGCUGCGCGCGCUGUCGUGGAGCAAGGACGAGCCGCCGCCCAUCCGGCCCCUAGGCGCACUGCGACCGCGCCGGGUGCGCUGCGCUGCCCAGGCCGACGACCCCGUCCGUCCAAGCAACAGCGACAACCAGCAGGCGGCGGCCCCGUGGACUAUUGGCUCCUACUACACCAAGAAGCUUGAGCGCCGCACGGACCCUCUGGGCAACAUCGUCCAAGAUACUCACACCAUUGCAGAGCCGGUCAACUGGACCUCCGACGCGCAGCUUGCGCUGGCGAUCAAGGUGGUCGCCGCCGACCUGGGCGCCAGCGAGGAAGCCGUGAGGGAGCGCGUGGAACUGCUCAGCGCGGUGCUGCCCGAUGGCGGGCUUGGCCUGCCAGGGGUGAAGCCUGGAGAGCUGGUUCGCCUCGCGAUGGACGUGGACGGCGUCGUGGCCAGCCUCCUGGCUCUCAAAGACGCCUUCCCGCGCGCCAAUGCGUCGGCCAUGGCCGCGAAGCACCCCGCCCUGCUGCGCGCGAGCGCGGCGGAGCUGCGGGCCCGCGCGGAGCAGUUCAAGCGGGUUCUGCUGGAGCAGGGGGGCGACGACCCCGACGCGCUGGCGCAGGAGGCGCCUCUUUUGCUGGAGCCAGGUGCCCUGGAGGGCGUGUUGGACGAGCUGCGGCGGCUGUUCGGCUCCAAGACCCCCCCGGGCCGCCUGCUGCAGAACGCGCCCAGCCUGGCGCUCAGCUGCCAGUCGCUGCAGGGGCAGUCGAGGGGCGAGCGCGACGACGACUACCUGCAAGAUAUCUUCAGUGGGGGCGCGGGCCCGAUGGGCGCCGCGGGGAGGGUAAGCAGCAGCAGCGGCAGCAGCAGCGGCAGCAACAGCAGCAGCAGCAGCGGCAGCAGCAGCAGCAGCAGCAGCAGCAGCAGCAGCAGCAGCAGCAGCAGCAGCAGCAGCAGCUACAGCGCUGGGGCUGGCGAGAGGGACACCGGCUGA
Monoraphidium neglectum is the source of this 1368-nucleotide messenger RNA. RefSeq lists its product as hypothetical. Lineage: Eukaryota; Viridiplantae; Chlorophyta; Chlorophyceae; Sphaeropleales; Selenastraceae. The transcript is spliced from 7 exons. The record is from RefSeq and is a predicted model, not a curated record. The coding region runs from base 1 to 1368 and encodes 455 amino acids.